AUGGCUCCAACCUUUACGAAUUCUAAUGGAUGUCCCAUCCCAGAACCUUUUGCUACCCAACGUGUGGGUAAGCAUGGUCCAUUAUUGCUCCAAGACUUCAACUUGAUUGACUCCUUGGCUCAUUUUGACAGAGAAAGAAUUCCUGAAAGAGUUGUUCACGCCAAAGGAUCUGGUGCUUACGGAUACUUUGAGGUGACCGAUGACAUCACCGAUAUCUGUGGAGCCAAGUUCUUGGACACAGUUGGUAAGAAAACCAAGAUUUUCACCAGAUUCUCCACCGUUGGUGGUGAGAUGGGUUCGGCUGAUACCGCCAGAGAUCCAAGAGGUUUUGCCACCAAAUUUUACACCGAAGAGGGUAAUUUGGACUUGGUUUACAACAACACUCCUGUGUUUUUCAUCAGAGAUCCUUCCAAGUUCCCCCACUUUAUUCACACCCAAAAGAGAAACCCAGAAACCCACUUGAAGGAUGCUAACAUGUUCUGGGAUUACUUGACCACCAACUACGAGGCAAUUCAUCAGGUAAUGGUCUUGUUCUCUGACCGUGGUACCCCAGCUUCUUAUCGUGAAAUGAACGGUUACUCGGGUCACACUUACAAAUGGUCUAACAAAAAGGGUGAAUGGUUCUACGUUCAAGUCCACUUCAUAUCUGACCAAGGUAUCAAGACCUUGACCAACGAGGAAGCGGGUGAAUUGGCAGGCUCCAACCCAGACUAUGCUCAAGAGGAUUUGUUCAAGAACAUUGCUGCUGGUAACCACCCAUCGUGGACUUGUUACGUUCAAACCAUGACCGCUGAGCAGGCCAAGAAAGCACCAUUCUCGGUGUUUGACUUGACUAAGGUUUGGCCUCACAAGGACUACCCUAUGAGAAGAUUCGGUAAAUUUGUGUUGAACGAAAACCCAAAGAACUACUUUGCCGAGGUUGAACAAGCUGCUUUCUCUCCAGCUCACACCGUUCCUUACAUGGAGGCAUCUGCCGACCCAGUGUUGCAAUCUAGAUUGUUCUCUUACGCUGACACUCACAGACACAGAUUGGGUACUAACUACACUCAAAUCCCUGUUAACUGUCCUGUUACCGGUGCUGUAUUCAACCCUCACAUGAGAGAUGGUGGAAUGAACGUUAAUGGUAACUUGGGAGCUCACCCCAACUACUUGGCUACUUCUCACCCAGUGGAAUUCAAGCAAUUCUCUUUGCAAGAAGAACAAGAAGUUUGGGAAGGUGCUGCUUGUCCAUUCCACUGGAAGGCUACUGACGAUGAGUACAAGCAGGCAUCUGAUUUGUACAAGGUUAUGGAAAGAUAUCCUAAUGCUCAAGCUCACUUGGCUCACAAUGUUGCUGUCCAUGUUCAAGCUGCUGACCCUCACAUUCAAGACAGAGUGUUUGAAAUGUUCUCCAAGGUGAAUGGUGAGUUGGGAGCUGCCAUCAAGAAGGAGACUUUACAAUUAAGUCCAAGAAAGUGA
Molecule: messenger RNA, 1458 nt
Organism: Meyerozyma guilliermondii ATCC 6260
Lineage: Eukaryota; Fungi; Ascomycota; Pichiomycetes; Serinales; Debaryomycetaceae
Gene: CAT1
Product: catalase A
Exons: 1
Coding region: 1-1458 (485 amino acids)
Biological process (GO): hydrogen peroxide catabolic process; response to hydrogen peroxide
Cellular component (GO): mitochondrion; cytoplasm; peroxisome
Molecular function (GO): heme binding; catalase activity
Source: RefSeq, a predicted model, not a curated record